Messenger RNA from Merops nubicus (carmine bee-eater), 896 nucleotides. It is a transcript of the gene PSPC1, whose product is annotated as paraspeckle component 1. The record is from RefSeq and is a predicted model, not a curated record. Lineage: Eukaryota; Metazoa; Chordata; Aves; Coraciiformes; Meropidae. The transcript is spliced from 5 exons. The coding region runs from base 2 to 604 and encodes 200 amino acids.
CAUGAGACGUCAAGAAGAAUUGAGGCGUUUGGAAGAACUUCGAAAUCAAGAACUUCAAAAACGCAAGCAGAUACAAUUGAGGCACGAAGAAGAACAUCGGCGUCGUGAAGAAGAGAUGCUCCGCCAGAGGGAACAGGAGGAACUACGACGACAGCAGGAGGGAGGAUUUAAGCCGAAUUUCAUGGACAAUAGAGAACAGGAAAUGAGAAUGGGUGAUAUGGGUCCUCGUGGAGCAAUAAACAUGGGAGAUGCGUUUAGCCCAGCACCUGCUGGUAACCAAGGCCCUCCUCCAAUGAUGGGUAUGAAUAUGAACAACAGAGGAACUUUACCUGGCCCUGCAAUGGGUCCUGGUCCUUCCAUGGGACCAGAAGGAGCUGCAAAUAUGGGAACACCAAUGAUGCCAGAUAAUGGAACAGUGCAUAAUGAGAGAUUCCCUCAAGGAGGUCCAUCACAGAUGGGUUCACCUCUGGUUAGUAGAACGGGCUCUGAAACUCCUCAGCCGCCAAUGAGUGGUGUAGGUGCCGUGAGUGGUGGACCUGGUGGCUUUGGUAGAGGAAAUCCAGGGGGCAACUUUGAAGGACCUAACAAGCGUCGCAGAUACUAAAACUUACUUCAUUCCUUACUGUUUAGAAAUUCCAGUCAAACUAUACAGUGAUAUGCCUUUAAAAAUUUUAGCUGUUAUCUGGAAACGGUUUUAUUGUUAUUGUAGUCUUUAAAACAGUUUCUUUUGUAAAACUUUUUUUGUAUUCAGUCAUAGGCUUUGUAGUAUAGAGCAGAAGUGAUGCGGAUCGUGAUGUAAGGCGAUGUGUUUGUGACUAGCAAAAUACAAUAUGUGACUAUGCUGUAAAACGUGCAGUUAUCUGAUUACAAUAAAAUUUAAAAAUAACUUGAAAGGA